GCUGAUCUCCAACUAGUGUACGUGAGCAUCAAAGCGAAUCACGAUGAUUAAGUUGUUCCUCAUUACGUUGCUUUGCAUGGCGAUGUUCGCCGAUUCACAACAAGAUCGAAGGAAUGAAAUGGGGACAGGACUAAGGAAAACAAGCGCUGAUAUGGCUGAACAUGCUAUGACAGGUCAAGGUAGUCCUUUAUUAAUGCAACAUGUGGCACACAGUGGGCGAGGUCCACCAGGACAGGGUCCAUCAGGACAGGGUCCACCAGGACAGGGUCAACAAGGACAGCGUCCACGGGGUCCACCACCUGAAUCACAGGAAUCACAGGAAGAGGAAGAGGAAAAAUAGGAAAAUUUGGUCUCUUCUGGAUAUACGAUUCUGGAUGUAUCGUUAUGAAAUAACAUAACAACAGAUAAAGAUUCGGCCGGUUGAAGGUUAACUUUCCCUCAGCACUAUAGAUAUCACGUGUUUUAAAAAAAAUUAUUCGCACUGUUAAAAAAACACUCCGAUAAUUUUAGAAU
Mycetomoellerius zeteki is the source of this 513-nucleotide messenger RNA. Its product is annotated as nuclear receptor coactivator 6. The coding region runs from base 44 to 340 and encodes 98 amino acids. NCBI's taxonomy places the organism in Eukaryota, Metazoa, Arthropoda, Insecta, Hymenoptera, Formicidae. The transcript is spliced from 4 exons. The record is from RefSeq and is a predicted model, not a curated record.